Molecule: messenger RNA, 2072 nt
Organism: Rhea pennata
Lineage: Eukaryota; Metazoa; Chordata; Aves; Rheiformes; Rheidae
Exons: 2
Coding region: 49-1347 (432 amino acids)
Cellular component (GO): extracellular matrix
Molecular function (GO): protein binding
Source: RefSeq, a predicted model, not a curated record
GCCCAGCGGCGAGAGGGAGGCCGGCCCUUUGGUCCCGAACCUGCAGGCAUGUCCGCCCCGCGCCCUCGGCCCCACAGCCGCGCUGCGCACAGAGGUCCUGGGCUGCAGAUGAUGCCCCUGUGGGGCAGCCUCCUGCUCACUGUCAGCCUUGCCCUGGAGCCAGCACCAAACCUGGAUGCUGGAGCAGUGCCAGAAACCUGCAACUGCACAGGGCCCAUGGACUUCCAGGACUUCCAGGCGGCUCCACUCCCUGAGACCUGCUGCCUCAACUUCACCAGCUCCAACAUCACCCACCUGGACUGGGGCACUCUGGCGGGGGUUCGGGGCUUGCGGGAGCUCUACCUCUCGCACUGCAGCAUUAGAGCCAUCAGCAAUACCCAGGGAGUCACCCCUACCUUGGAGAUCUUGCACUUAAGUCACAACCAGCUAGAAAGUCUCCCCGGCAGUUUUCUGGAAGAUGCUCCUAAUUUGAAGGUACUUUAUCUGGACAGGAACCAGCUCCAAGAGUUGCCCAAGUCCUUCCUGAAGGCAUCAACUCAGGUCCAGGAGGUCUACCUGGGCUUCAAUGCUUUAACUUUCCUCCCUGCCAGCCUCCUGCAGCCCUCUCUGCUCUGGCUGCAGCUCUCCAACAACAGCUGGGACUGCAGCUGUGCUUUGCUCAGCAACCUGCGGAGCUGGCCCCGCCUGGCCGCUGAGGUUAUUUGCCAUACGCCGGAGCGGUACCAUGGCACCGACCUCCAGAGCAUCCCCUGGGAUGAGCUGUGCGGCUCGCACAGCCUCACCACCCUCUUGAUCUGCCUGCCCCUGCUGCUCAUCCUUGCCACCAUCAUCUGCUGCUUCUGCAGGCGGAAGAGAAAGACCAACUACAGCUUUCAGAGCAGGCCCGAGAGUCACCUUGCCAUGGCAGAGACGAGCAAUGCAGCGGUGCCCGUGGAGCCCCAUCACUACGUCCCCUAUGAGCUGCCGGCUGCCCCCUCCGAGACCGAGAAGAAGGUGCUCCUGGGGAACCAGGUCCUGCCCCAGCCCUCUGCAGCCCUGCUGGAGAGUGGCAAGGACCUCUAUGAGGAGGUGGAGAUCCAGGUGGGAUCCUCCAGCAGUUCCCUGGUGCUGGCUAACAAAAAGCAGCCAGGCACAGGACCACACAUAGACCCAGCACCACCAAGGGCAGAGGAGCUGGUGGGCAGCGAGGCAGAGGCAGAAACCGUGAGCGUGAGCGAUGUCCUGAAGGACUCAGCCGACCGGGAGAAGAUGUACAUGAGCCAGUCGACCAACUAUUACAACCUGGUACCUGGUAUCGAGCUGGAGGACUCGGACAACCUGGAGUAUGAGAACAUCGACCUGCACUGAACUUGGCCGGGACUCAGGGCUGUGUCUCAGACACCCCGGGAGGAGGGCAGGGGACCAGGACGUGCCUCUGGGCUGGUGGUGAAGCCCAGAAGAGCAGGAGAGGCGCGAGCUGUCCUGCGGUGGCUUACACAGCUGUUUGCAAAGCUGCACCCCCAAAUUCCCCUCCCCUCCCCCGUGCCACCGCCUGCACCCCUCGCUUGCUGUGCCAGUGCCCUGCCAGUGCUGCAGCCGGGCAGGGGGUGGCGAGGGGGUUCGGGCACUGGGGGCCGUGGCAGGCCAGCUGGGUUUGGGGACACCCGGGCUGGUGGUGCCUGAGGUAGAGGGUGGGCUCUCUCAGCCGGGUUUUGGGACCUAGGCCUACUGGCCGUGGCCUUCGUGCUCUCUUUGUGGGACCAGGACAGGACGCUGCCGCCCGGGCUCGGUGGCAUCCUGCAUGGACCCUGCGCUUGCCAGCCCCCAGACAACGGGGGCUGCGGGCCCCAGACGGGGCUGGCUCUGCUUCUGCGCUCGUGAUCUGCGUCGAGGCUGCGGAGUCGCGCACGGGCGAGGUGCCCCGCGCCUGGCAGCGGCUCGCUGCAAGGGGGCAGCCCGGGGUCCCCGAAGCACGGCCCCGCGCCGCGGCGGGCACAGGCACGGGUGCCCGCGGGUGCGCGCGCGCGCAGGAGGGUCCCUCGCCCGCUGCCUCUCCCGAUCUGCCGCCAAGCCCUGCAGGUGCCCGCUGUUGA